Malurus melanocephalus (red-backed fairy wren) is the source of this 1357-nucleotide messenger RNA. RefSeq names its product glutamate receptor ionotropic, kainate 4-like. Lineage: Eukaryota; Metazoa; Chordata; Aves; Passeriformes; Maluridae. The annotation marks the transcript as partial. Gene Ontology annotation, biological process: synaptic transmission, glutamatergic; modulation of chemical synaptic transmission. Gene Ontology annotation, cellular component: kainate selective glutamate receptor complex; postsynaptic membrane; plasma membrane. The transcript has 10 exons. Gene Ontology annotation, molecular function: transmitter-gated monoatomic ion channel activity involved in regulation of postsynaptic membrane potential; kainate selective glutamate receptor activity. The record is from RefSeq and is a predicted model, not a curated record.
UCAUGCCCAGACCACCGCAGGGCUCCAUGAGGAUUUAUGGAAGAUGCUCCGUGUCUUGGCGCCUCUGGUGCUCCUUCUGCUGUGGCUGAUGAGGAUUUGGGCCAGCCCCCAUUCCCUGAGGAUUGCUGCCAUCCUGGAUGACCCCAUGGARUGCAGCAGAGGGGAGAGGCUCUCCAUCACCCUGGCCAAGAACCGCAUCAAUCGUGCUCCCGAGCGGGCGGGCAAGGCCAGGGUGGAGGUGGACAUCUUCGAGCUGCUGCGGGACAGCGAGUACGAGACGGCUGAGACCAUGUGCCAGAUCCUGCCCAAAGGUGUGGUGGGAGUCCUGGGACCCUCCUCCAGCCCAGCCUCCAGCUCCAUUAUCAGCAACAUCUGUGGCGAGAAAGAGGUCCCUCACUUCAGAGUGGCUCCGGAAGAGUUCCUGAAGCUGCAGCUGCAGAGGUUCACCACGCUCAACCUCCACCCCAGCAACACCGACAUCAGCGUGGCCGUGGCGGGGAUCCUCAAUUUCUUCAACUGCACCACCGCCUGCCUCAUCUGUGCCAAGGCUGAAUGCCUUCUGAACCUGGAGAAGCUGCUGCGGCAGUUCCUCAUUUCCAAGGACACGCUGUCGGUGCGGAUGCUGGACGACAGUCGAGAUCCCACCCCUCUGCUGAAGGAGAUCCGAGACGACAAGACAGCCACCAUCAUCGUGCACGCCAACGCCUCCAUGUCCCACACCAUCCUGCAGAAGGCAGCUGAGCUGGGGAUGGCGUCUGCCUAUUACACCUAUAUCUUCACUAACCUGCUGUCCUCAGCGCUGCUGUUCGACGCCGUGUACGCCGUGGUGACGGCGGUGCAGGAGCUCAACCGCAGCCAGGAGAUCGGCGUCAAACCCCUGUCCUGCGGCUCAGCGCAGAUCUGGCAGCAYGGCACCAGCCUCAUGAACUACCUGAGGAUGGUAGAAUUGGAAGGUCUCACCGGCCACAUCGAAUUCAACAGCAAAGGCCAACGCUCCAACUACGCCCUGAAAAUCCUGCAGCACUCCCGCGGCGGCUUCCGGCAGAUUGGCCACUGGCAUGUGUCGCAGGGGCUCAGCAUGGACAGCAGGAUCUUCUCAUCCAACAUCUCUGAGAGUUUGUUCAACACCACGCUCAUCGUCACCACCAUCCUGGAAAACCCUUACUUAAUGCUCAAGUGGAACCACCAGGAGCUGGARGGCAACGACCGCUACGAGGGGUUCUGCGUGGACAUGCUGAAGGAGCUGGCCGAGAUCCUGCGCUUCAACUACAAAAUCCACCUGGUUGGGGACGGYGUCUACGGCGUCCCCGAGGCCAACGGCACCUGGACGGGGAUGGUCGGGGAGCUGAUCGCCAGG